This is a messenger RNA of Alternaria alternata, 942 nucleotides long. RefSeq lists its product as hypothetical. The transcript has a single exon. NCBI's taxonomy places the organism in Eukaryota, Fungi, Ascomycota, Dothideomycetes, Pleosporales, Pleosporaceae. The coding region runs from base 1 to 942 and encodes 313 amino acids. The record is from RefSeq and is a predicted model, not a curated record.
AUGGAUGAACUUACAGCGAAGCUUGCUAAAGUAACUGUAUCGGAUGGGACGAAUACCGGCACGGAUCCCAAAUCCCAGUCCCAGCCUAGAAAGAGAUGUGACUCACGGAAGCCUACGAGUAGCGACACUGCUUCCACGAAUACUAAAGCAGCUAGAGCCGACUUAUAUGGGAGUGUCAGCUCGCUGACAGCUGAAAAUGUCCGAACUGGAACACAAACAGACGAUUCAUUUCAUCAAAUACAGGCGGUCCCGACUGAAUUGGAAAAGAUUCAAGCGAAACUUUAUGAAACAGGAGCUUCACUGAAAGCUGUAAGAUUGGAGUAUGCGCUUCAGAAAGAACAUCUUUGUAGCGCCCAGGCAGACCUGAAAAAUGCGAAGAAGAGCGCCGAAGACCUGAUGGAGCGUCAACGCCGACGGAAAACUGUCCACGACCUCCAAUUUCGAAGAUACACGAUCGACUCAGAGCCUGGUUACGCCAAGUUUGACUUGGUGCAAACAUUCAGUACAAAGCCCAAGUAUGGUCCGGGCCGAGCCGUUGUAGCGUUUAUGGAGAUUGGUGGAAAGAGGUAUCUGGCCCAGAAUGGUCUGCACCCUGCCACGCCAGAUGGCUUCAUAUCUGGACAAGUUUAUUCCAAAAAGGCUUCCGAACUAUUCCGGACUCUAGGGACUGAAGGCAAAGAAACGAUAUUCCAGCACGCCGAGCCACAGCUCAUGGCGCUAUACGUAGAGCAGUUUUGCAAUACUGACCUCACCUUCGAGCAGUUCAAGGAUAAGUUUGCUGCCAGUUGGCGUACUGAGCUAUUGGAGAUAGAGAUAUUUAUCAGUGAAGCUGCAUGUUGGUAUUGUAAGAGGCUCUCGGAAAAGGUGAAUGGGACGGCGGAGGAAUAUGGCUUUCGUUUCUUGCUUGAAGAUAUAUCAAUAAAUAAAGGACCAUGUGUAUGA